CUUUCCCAAGCGCCUCCCACCAUUUUUUUAUCACACAGACCAGAAGCAUUAACACAUGGGUUGUUCCUUUGAACUAUCCAAUUCCCCCCUACAAAUCAAUAUUAUCUUAAUGGGUAUAGCUGCCUUAUGUACAUUCAUGAUUCCAAGAAAAGGACCUUUCACCUAUUACAUACUCUUGUGAGCUAAACAUUCCAACCAACUCAUGUAGGAGUUUCUAGUAAUGGAUACCCAUGGUAAGCAAAGAAGAGGCUUCUUUGGUGCUUACCGUUCUGGUGCCAGACCGGAAUCAGAUGCAGCAGCUGCCAAGGCAAGCAAACCAGUACUGUCAAGAAAUUGGGUUCUAAGAAAAUCAAAGACUCAUCAUGAGAAGGAGCAAGCUGGACGCGGCGAUACACCGGUGGCGGUGGUGAACUUGGUGGAGUCAAGGAAAUCUGUAUCACAUGUAGAAACAAACCUAUCAUCAGUGGCUUCAUUCCUUCAAGUGAAAGUUCUUGCUACAGACAUGCCAGGAUACAUGCAGGUUCAUGCCUUCAAGUGUGCUAGAAGAACUUAUGAUAGCUUAGAGAAGUUUAGCACUAAACAUAUGGCUCACAACAUUAAGAAGGAGUUUGAUAGAGUGUAUGGCCCUGCCUGGCAUUGCAUUGUGGGCUCAAGUUUCGGAUCUUUCGUGACACAUUCUACAGGUUGUUUCCUUUAUUUUUCAAUGGAAAAUAUAUUUGUUUUAGUGUUUAAGACAAAGGUUCAGAGAGCAAAGUGAAUGAAGAAACUUACAUAUAUUAGAGGCCCAGAGCUGGGUUUGACCUCUUUAUAUGUUUCAUCAUUAUAAUAUUUCUUUUCUUAAGAAAGAUGUAUAUGUAAUAUGUUACAAUCAUAAUAAUGCUUUAUGAGUUUAUAUAAAUAUUUUAAGAUCAGUAUUUUCUUA
Messenger RNA from Macadamia integrifolia, 922 nucleotides. RefSeq lists its product as uncharacterized. Gene Ontology annotation, biological process: microtubule-based process. The record is from RefSeq and is a predicted model, not a curated record. Bases 221 to 757 code for a protein of 178 amino acids. Gene Ontology annotation, cellular component: dynein complex. The transcript is spliced from 2 exons. Gene Ontology annotation, molecular function: dynein intermediate chain binding; dynein light intermediate chain binding. NCBI's taxonomy places the organism in Eukaryota, Viridiplantae, Streptophyta, Magnoliopsida, Proteales, Proteaceae.